AAAGCACAUAGACAGAGAUACACAUAACAAUCAUAAAUAGGAAACAACAAAUUGUUCACACUCAGCAAUCAAGUAAAGUGCUAGGUCUAUUUAAAAUCUUCAAUCAGUUAAAGUGUAAAUCUCCUGGAACCUGUCAAGAACAUAUCUGGCUAAUUAUGGUUAUGACAACUUGUGGCAAAAAAUAUGCUUAAAGGGGUCCAUCCAUCCAUUUUCUACCGCUUAUCCGGGGCCGGGUCGCGGGGGAAACAGUCUAAGCAGGGAUGCCCAGACUUCCCUCUCCCUAGACACUUCCUCCAGCUCUUCCGGGGGGACACCGAGGCGUUCCCAGGCCAGCCGGGAGACAUAGUCCCUCCAGCGUGUCCUAGGUCUUCCCCGGGGUCUCCUCCCGGUGAAGGCGUCCAGGGGGCAUCCGGAAAAGAUGCCCGAGCCACCUCAGCUGGCCCCUCUCGAUGUGGAGGAGCAGCGGAUCUACUCUGAGCUCCUCCCGAGUGACCGAGCUUCUCACCCUAUCUCUAAGGGAUCGCCCAGCCACCCUGCGGAGAAAGCUCAUUUAGGCCGCCUGUAUCCGGGAUCUUGUACUUUCGGUCAUGACCCACAGCUCAUUCAAUUCAAGUUUAUUUAUAUAGCGCUUUUCACAAUGUGUAUUGUUUCAAAGCAGCUUUACAGGGGCAAACAGGAAAAACAGAAAAGUUAAAACACAGCACAGUGCAUGGUAUUUAUACAACGAGUAAGUUCAUUCUAAUAAAUAACAUCUAAUUUCUAAAUAAAUAAAUGAAUGAAUGCAGUCUCCCGGUGAGCAGGCCAACACUGCCCUGCUGUGGCGAGGAACCCAAACUCCAAUGAUUGAUUAAUGGAGAAAAAAACCUCGGGAGAAACCAGGCUCAACCGGGAGGGCCAGAUCCCCUCUGACGUGUCAUAGCUGCACUCAUAGCUCAUGACCAUAGGUGAGAGUGGGAACGUAGAAUGACCGCAAAUCGAGAGCUUUGCCUUGCGGCUCAGCUCCUUCUUCACCACGACAGACCGGUACAGCGACCGCAUUACUGCAGAAGCUGCACCGAUCCGUCUGUCAAUCUCCCGUUCCAUCCUUCCCUCACUCGUGAACAAGACCCCCAGAUACUUGAACUCCUCCACUUGAGGCAGGAACUCUCCACCUACCUGAAGUGAGCAGGCCACCCUUUUCCGACUGAGAACCAUGGCCUCAGAUUUGGAGGUGCUGAUUCUCAUCCCAGCCGCUUCGCACUCGGCUGCAAACCGUCCCAGUGCAUGCUGAAGGUCCUGGUCUGAGGGGGCCAGCACGACAACAUCAUUCGCAAAGAGCAGAGAUGAAAUCGUGUGGUCCCCAAACCCAAUGCCCUCCGGCCCCUGGCUGCGCCUAGAAAUUCUGUCCAUAAAAAUUAUGAACAGAACCGGCGACAAAGGGCAGCCCUGCCGGAGUCCAACAUGCACCGGAAACAAGUCUGACUUACUGCCGGCAAUGCGAACCAAGCUCCUGCUCCGGUCGUACAGGGACCAGAUAGCCCUUAGCAAAGGGUCCCGAAUCCCAUACUCCCGGAGCACCCUCCACAAGAUGCAGCUAGGGACACAGUCGAAUUAAAGGGGUUGUCCUUUCAAUUUUUUUUAUUUUGUCAUUAUUAUUAUCAUUAUAAAAAAAAAUGACCUCUUAACGAAUCCAAGCUUAUAGUAAAUAAAGAAAACAGAAUUUUUGGAUGAAUUUUUCCCUUAAAGGAAUAGUUCACUUUGGAAUAAAAAGAUUAUGCUAAUUCACUCACCCACGUGCGUGGGUCAUUAAUUCUUCUGUAGAAAACAAAUUGAGGCUUAUGAGGAAAGCUUUAUUUUUAACGUAACUAAUAUUUUUAUAUUUUGUUACACUUAUUGAUUAACUCAUUCGCCGCCAGCCCCUUUAAAAAAAGUGGCCAGUUUACGCCAGCGUUUUUUUUACAUUUUCACCUAACUUUAAUGGCUCACAGUAAAUUUUCUGUAAAGUAUAUAUGGACAAACAAUAUGUCACAUAAGUCUCAGCUUUCAAACAAAAGAAACCAUACUCUUCUAUCUUCAUUUGUUAGUUUUUUUAUCACUUCGUAGAUGUGGGUAGGUUUCUUCAAAAAUGCACCAUUUUGAUUAAACAGCUGAGAUAAUUAACGUUUUUUGUCAAAGAUUCCGCCCAGAUUACACUCAGAAAAAUCAUUAAAAACUGCUAAAACAUAUACGUUCUAGGUUUUGGGAUUCUGUACUUUUUCCCAAAGGUGUGAAAUAGCGCCACCUAAUGUAAAACAGUACUUACACUAAUUGCCGUAAAAACUCUUUGGCGGGGAACCCAUAUUUUUUAAAUGACGAGAUAACUCGUCAAUGGCGGUGAAAGAGUUAAAUACACGAUUUCUCAUAAUAAUAAACAAAAAGAUUUCUGGGCAUCAUUUCGCAGUCCCACCCCCCAGGCCUUACGACCCCUCCUUUGGGAAUCCCUGUGCUCCUGGAUAAGAACCCUGAAAAUCUUUCCUCAUACACUGUUAGAAAAAGAGGUACAAUACAGGUCCAUUUUUGUUCCCUGAGGUACAAACUUUGCAUAUGUACCCUUAAAGGUACAAAAAUGUAUCUUUAAGGUACAAUUGUGCACCUUUAAGGUACAAUUGUGCACCUUCCAUUGUACAUUGUGGGCUUUCCGAGGUGUAAGGUACAUAUUUGUCCCUUACAUAUUUGUACCUUCAUUUUUAUAUGUAAAAUGGCAGGAAUUAGUGGAUGCUGAAAAUGUCAUCUCUCAAUAUAGAAACACAAGUUUACCUAUACCAUCAAACUCAAUAACUCAAUAAUUGUUAAACCAAAUUAACUGUAAAGUUUUGAGAUAUGGCCAAAAUAAAUCAGAAUGUUUUUUUCUUUUGUGUGUGUGUGUGUGUGUGUGUAGUGUCCCUUUGAUUCAUUUUUAAUCAUGUUAAUGAGGAUUAUGUUAUUAUUUAUAUUCACAAACAGUUUUGAAGAAUUUGAUUUUCAAACCCUUUACCCUAUAUAUAUUCGAAUAAAACAGACAAAUAAUUGUUCUAUUGAAAUGAUCUAGCUACAGGCCAGAGCUCGACUCGGCGGAAGCAUAAAUAUUGCAGCGCGGAAGGAUACAUGAGUGAAUCGACAGUGAUUCCAACUGUCAGUCUCUGUCAGUGUCGAUCAAAUUCGGGAAGAUGGCGCUUCAACAUUUAUACACGGAGGAUUUAAUCAUGGAGUUAUUUCAUUUUGGGAUAGAGGUCACUGAAGAGGAGAGAAGUAAAUUCAAAGGUUAAGUAUUUGAAUUUUUAAUCAGUGUUUGUGGUGUUAAUUCAAAGUUGGAAGUUAACUUUUACUGUUAAUGUUAACGCUAGCCAAGUUCACACUCUGUCAACAUUAGCUUGCUAGACUCGACAAUGACGAUUGCCAUUAUUAACGUUAACUAGUUAGUUAAAACAUUAGCAGUAUUAUGUCUCAUAUUGCAAUUCCACAUACUAUUAUUAUAAGUACUAUCUUAGCUACAGUUCACCAUCGAGCUAACGUCAACGUUAGCUAUAAAACAACUGCGUCAGAGUUGGAUGUGAAGCGUUUUUGCCGCCGAAAAGUAUUUUGUUCUGACUUAACUUUAGCUAGCUGGACUGCGUCAGAGGAGAACGAUGGAUAAAAAAACGUUUUUGCCGCCCAACAGUUUUGUUCUGAAAUUCAUUAUUUUUUAAAAGUCUUUAUUUUCUCGACAAACUGUCUUUAGACCAUCUUCGUAAAACCAUGUAAGACUAUCGUUAAAUUACAACAUCAGGUUAACUGACAGAACCGACCAACGGUUAACCUCCCUUUCGAGUAUCAAUAACGUAACAUUACUAACGUUAGCUGCUGUUUUAAAAAUAAACCGAUUACUAUCAUUAAUGGUUUUAACUUAUUUCAAUACCUUCCCCGCUGUCCUGGAAAAAAAAUAAGAUAGGCCUCACGUUACAUUAUAUUAAUAUUCAGGGCUGUGUGUGAGAGAGAGAGACGAAUUUCUAGCGUCUCUAAUGAGGUAACGUUAGCUACGCCUAAAUACUUUCAAUGUGUUUUUAUAUGGAUAUUAGGGCUUCUCAAAGUCCGGACCAAACGGCAAGCCCAGACCUCUAGAAAUGAGGGAAAAUACCCAAUGAAUCAAACGAUCAAAACUAUUUUUUCCCCCAUUGACUUACAUUAACGUUACAUUAUGACAUAAUGUGCCUUUUUAAAUUGUUGUAUGCUGUUACCACUAUGGUUGUUAACAUUGCUGUUUUUCUUUUCUCUAUUGUCUAGAUAAUGAAGUUGACGGAGAAGCAGUGGACUUUGGAUUGACUGAGAGGAUGGUUUCAUCCCUCUUCGAAGGUUCGUUUAAGAAGCAAGCAAAAUUCAACCGAUUUGUUCAGCAGUGGAAAGAAACCGUGACACUAACCCUCGAGCCUGUCCCGGUACAUUCAGAGAAGGCUACACCGGAAUCAAGGUACCGGUAACAGUAAUGUUAUGUCAUUGUUAUAACGUUAGGCCUAAGUAGAACCAUGGAAAAUAACUCUAUAUCUCAUAGCAAUAUAAUAUAGCUUUAAGGUUACCACUAAAUAAGUUUUUUAUCUGGAUCUGAAUUCACCUGACUCUGGUAGUUUAAUGAUAAACUACAUUUUCCUGAUGAUACUUGCACACUUUUAAUGAAGUAACGUUUACUCUGCAGGACUUUAACUUGUAUUGUUACUGUGUGGUUAAUUUGGCAACAUUUUAAGAUGAAAAUGUUUUAUUUCAUCAUAGUCAUGCCAUCCCAUCAUCAGCCUUCCCAGCAGCUUUCAUCAUUCCUAAAUUUCCCAGAGGUGUUCAGACAAAGUUGGACCAAAAACCGCCAUGCAAAAUGGAGAGAUCCGAUCACAACAAAAUCAUAAGAACAUUGUAUGAAACCAUGGCCCUGAUCAAAAUGUUUCAGGUUCCAAUGAUGACUACGUGAAAGUGUGUAAGGCCCUGAUUUUGAAAUACCCUUUCUUAAAGGAAAAAGAAGGCAAUGGUUAUGUUAUUCCCUGUAUCUAUUCUCUUAUAUCGUUGUUUUGUUUUUGGAGUGGCAGUAUGAAGUUGUCAGUUGGUCAAUGAAAUGCUUCUUAAAAAUGUAUUAAUUUUUUUUUUUAAUGUUUUUUUCAUAUCAGACAUGACAUCCUAAACAUUGUGGCAUUUUAUUUUGGGAUGUUACAUUGUAUGGUUGUGAGAUGAAUUAUUAUUGAAUCUGUGAAUUAAACUGUUUUCCAUAUAUGGACUAAAAUAAAUGUCUAAAAUUCAGUUAGUUGUUGUUUGCCUACAUUUUCUUUCACUCCUUAAGGAAUAAAAAGGAACUUUUUGCCACCUAAAGGUACAAAAUGGCUUUGUCACUGGGGCGGUACCUCAAUGGGACAAAAUUGACCCUUUUUCCAGAGGUACUUUAUUGUACCUUUGUCUAAGGUACAUUAUUGAUCCUCAAAGGUACCUCUUAGAAGGUACAAACAAGUAAGGUACAAUUUUGCUCCCCUGACUCAAGGUACAAUAAUGUACCUUUGAGGGUACCACCCCAGUGACAAGCUUUCGUUCCUUAAAGGUACCGUUUUGUACUUUUUUUUCUGAGAGUGUAAGCCUGCUCAGAAGAAUUAAAGACACAGACGUGGAUGAGUGAAUCAUCAUGAAAUUUAGAUUUUAAAGUUAAGCACCACCUGCAGAUCUCCACAAUACAAACCAAGUAGACUGCGCAUACGUCAUCAGGGCAGUACGGUACUUUUUUUUAAAGUGUUGUACAACAGUUGUUGCAAGUGUAUGUCUGUUAUCAUCUUUAAAAACCACAUGUGCAGGUCAUCACAUAAAUAGAUAGGUAACUGAAAAAGGACAUUAACGUUAUACACAUGGAUAAAUUAGGGCCAUAUCAUUUUUGUCUUUACCAAAUUAGUUUUUUCCUUUACAUUUUUUUUCUUUAUACAGAGUAAUUAUAUAUAUUUUCAAUGUUUUACUACAAAAUAGUAAAUACAUUUGUCCAUAAAAAUACUUUAUACUAUAGUAUUUACGACAUUAAACUGCAGUAAAAUUCUUGUGAACUAUUGUUUAUUUGAACCAUACUAUAGUUAAUAUUAAAGCAUACUAUAGCGUUUACUAAGUAAAAAUUUUUAUCAUCUGAUUCAAAUAAAGAGGACUUUUAUUUUGGCUGGUUGUCACAAAGACACUUGAGCUUCAGUGUGUUUGACAUUAGCUUCACUCAAACAGUGAAAUGCUCGUAAAAUAAACUCAGAACAACUCUGUGGAUGUAGUUCAUGUGUUCAUAUCCUUGUAUAGUAAGAUACAGACAAAUCCAAGAGUUUCAGGCUUGUAAUAUGUUGAAGUGUGCAACUCAUUUACUCAUAGACACGAAGAACAAGCAGAUGGCAUAUUUAAAUAUAAAAAUUCCGGUUUCAUGAUUCCUUCCAUGUUUUUCCACAUCGCACAGAUCAUAGGGCUCUAGAUCAAUGGACUCGAUGCAGCCAGAAUUUAAUUGCAAAAACAGUUUUAAUCGCAAAAACUAAAUAAAAACAUAUCGCUUGUUGCUUCCUGAACUCACUGUAGUCGCUUUGGAUAAAAGCAUCUGCUAAAUGACUAAAUGUAAAUACUAAAAUAAAUAGUGGUGCGUCCAUAGAUAUAAAUAAGUAUAUGCUGCAUUAGGGCUUUUUUACUAGGAGCACUUUAGCCCCUGACUGAAAUUUUUAGGAGCUAAAGGGUUAAAGUUAAAGGGCACACCUUAAAUCAGUCAGCAAUGCAUUUAUUCACAUUUCCCCCAAAAUAACUAUUGCUGAUACUGAAAAAAUGUGGAUGACAGCAGAUUUGGUUAUGCUUAUUUAAAAAGAGGCAAUACAGAGCAGUUUUGUUAUUGAUUGGUGCUAAAUAGAGAGACUGUAAUCAGAAUUAAUUUGAACCAACAGAAAUUGUGCUUCUUCAGAAGUAUGUAAUUUAAUUGUUAAUAGUGUUACGCAUUUAAGCAAAAUGGAAGGCUUUGUGUUAUGUUCUUACGAUGAUUUUAUUGUGUAUUAAGGACACUUUUCAUCAUGUUCACCACAUGUAACAUCAAAUAAACUUAGCAAAACAUUCACCUGUCGUUCGUUCUUGCUGUAAACGGAUUUGGAAUAAUGCAGCGAUGUCUCAAGUAGGGAUGCACCGAAAGGAAAAUUCUUGGCCGAAACCGAAAAGGAGGAAACCAAGGCCGAAAGCCGAAAACCGAAACACCGAAAAAAAUUUGGCCAAUUAUUAGUACCCUUGCAUUUAUGGCUACUACUGUGUACUAACUUUACUAAAAUCAAGGCAUUGCAAUUGCAUAAAUAUUAAAGUUUCAAAGAAUAAAUCAAUUACAAAUUAUGCAAAUAUUUAUUUAGCACAUUGCAACAAUGCACAGUAUAAAAUAAAAUUCAACUAAGAUGUUUAACUUGACCCCACUCAUGUGUAUAUUAAAUAAUAAUGUACAGGGUACUGGCCUGCUGAAAAGUUGUACAAUUAAAUGUUCUCUCAUGAAAACAAAGUGCAUUUAUGUCAAGUGCAUUUAAAAUUUUUCUCUGUAGGACUACUACAAGAAAGUCUAUUCAGAACAAGUGCAACUGCUUAAGAUACAACAAUAUUUUCUCUGUAGGCUUUCAACAUAAUAGUGUAUCCAAACAAAGACUCCCACACCCCAUAUGUUAACUGUAGAACUUUAACAACAACAAAUGCACCAAGAAUUGCAGUUGUGCAAAGUUGAUAAUAAGUAGCGUAAGAAUAGAAUAACCAAUUUAUUCUGUCAUCUGAAGCGCUAUGAUGUUCAGGAACGGAAUUUGGAGAAAAACGUGUUUAAAGUUAAGUUAUGAAAAUAAACGCCCAACAGUCCAAUAUCACAAGUAAAAAUCACUUUACAGUGGUAAGAGACUUACUCUAAUAACAAUUUAGUAAAAAAAACAUUUCAUAGUGUUGAGGUCUAUAAAAAUACUGUAAAAAACCGUUGGAAUAAAACGAAAGUAAGGAAAAUGGUGCAGCGCACCCUUAAAGAACGAGAGCUCUGCCAUUAUCACUACACAAGGAAAGUGACAAACAUUACGGACAUCAACUAAUAAGCUUGGGAAGCAAGUUUUAAGUUGUUUAUCAUGCGCAUAGUGUCUGGACUUUUGAUCAUCUCUUGUAUAUUUUGCGAUCGCGGUCCGGCUCGCGUGAGCAGCAGAGCGGGCAUAACUCCUGGUGCCGUAGACUGAGAGCUCUGUCAUCUCACGAAAACAUUGUAUAAAAAUUUUUGCAUGCCAUAGUUUACACAGGACUGGCGGGAAAUGUGCAUUAAUACUUCUUCAUUCUUCAUGUUAUGUGGUUUACUUUGAUAGGUGAACUGUCCUUCCCGCGUCCCAGCGCUACACCCGACGGGUUUUCACAAAUCACAUCACAUGUCUAGUCAGUACAAAUGACAACGACACGCAGAUCGCUUCGCGACCAUAUCCCGCUGAAGGGAAACGGGUGUUUACAAAUUGCCCUCAUUGUAAUCUGCCAGAAUGACGGCGUCACUGGUAAAAAAAAUCUGUCAAUGACAAAGAAUUUUUGGGAUCACGCGACCUCUGGUUCACACACGUAAAGGAAUAUUGGUCCCACUCUAGAGCCCUGAGGUUGCAUGCAGUUUAGGAGACGCUUUAGUGCUGCGAUUAAAAGAAUAACGUCCGCUACAGAUGCAUCAAAGGAGCGGUAUCUGUUUGUGUCAUCACAACAUUUCGGCUGUAUUGUUUCGGUGAUAAAAGUCUUUCGGCCGAAAACUGAAAAUGCACUUUUGGGCCAUUUUCGGCCGAAUAUUUUCGGUGGCCGAAUAUUCGGUGCAUCCCUAGUCUCAAGUAAUCCACAGAUAAAUGACGUCUCCCGAACUCCUCCGUGGUUAAUUUCGUUAUAAACAUCUCUUAUAUCAAAUCGUUCGUCCGUGGGCUCAAGAAAUCAGUAACAGCAACCGGUAGUAAUGCGCUCACGUUGUGUGUGUGUGUAAACAUGUCAAUGAGGAUAUGGAUUGUGCGCGUCCACGGGAAACAUCAGUGACAUGUGAGUGACCCACGCACUGACGUGGUGUUGACUAUCACUUACAGCCUGGACUGGUGGCAGGCUGGCGUUUCUUCUUUCCACAUUAAAUAAAAACUAGAAGAAAUUCCAAAUUUGAAGGUCGCAAAUGCACGAGUACAUGUAAAAAAUGCUUGAGUUGUCUUGAAAACUGGUCGCAGUCUGGAGCCCUGUGGGUGUGCCAUUAGUUAACCUCACAUACAAAUAAGCACAACGACAAACAAACUUCACACAAACAAGCGGCUUUAUCUAAUGUAAUUGCCAAACUGUACAUUACCUAACUAGCUAACGCUAAUAUUUUUUAAAAACAACAUUCAAAUUAUUGCAAAAAACAAGCAAAUCGCUACACAGGACCUCAAUAAAUCACCAGGAGCCGCAGGGAUUAUGUUUGUGUUGGAUAUGUGCCUUUAGAACUCUUGAAGGCAUGUCAGCCAUUCACAGGGCUCGACAUUAACGCUUGUCUGGGACAAGUGAAUGAUUUGUAUGGGAAAGUGAGAGUAUUUUACUUGCCCGACCGGACAAGUAACUUCAAGCGUCUUCCUGUAGACUCGUCAAAAUAAAAGUCUUGUUAAAUUGAACACUCACUGUAGUGUACUAUAGUAUUUGCUAUUGGAAAUUGUAGUGCACUUGUAGUAAAUUGAUAAACACUGUAUACUAUAGUAAACUGCAGUAAAAUUCUGAGAUACUAUAGUGUUUCUGAUUUUUACUAUAGUAAAUACUAUAGUACACUACAGUUAUUUAUGAGGACAAAUAUACCACUAAUGUAUAAUAAAAAAUAAAAAACACUUUUUAGGGAAACUAAAACUGAUAUGGCCCUAAUUUAUCCAUCUGUAUGUAACAUUAAUGUCUUUUGUCAGUUACCUGCCUAUUCAUGAUGAACUGCACUUUUAAUGACUUUUAAUGUAUUUUUUUAAUGAUGACAACAGACGAUUUAUACUUGUGCUCCUACUGUUUGGCCUGUGCUUUCAAACUUUAAACCUCUUUACUGCAGUGCUGAUGAUGAUAAAACAAACGGUUUGAUUAUUGACAAACAAAUUGGUUAUUGACUGUGAGAAUCUGGAUUUCGUCCUGUCCUCCACAAAUACUGCAUCUGUGUUUAUUCCAAUAUUCAUCAUAUGUAUUCUUAUUAUUCACUUCUAUUCAUAAUAUUUGCUCCUUACUUUCUUGUUGUUUAACCUCGUUGAAAGUUGUAUUAUGUCUUAUGCUGUCUUAUGUUGAUAUAUGCAUCUGUUGUUCUCCAUAUCAAGGUUCCUAAUGAUGCCUAUGGACGAUUGUUCUGUUAUUGUAAUAUUAAAUAUGUAAUCAUAUCUGAUUGUUCAGGAGGAAAGACUAAACAGAAAGUCUGGUGAAUCUUCUACCAAAGAUGCGUUUCUCGAUAAUCUGACUGAAUUGUCUAAAAAUAAAAACGUUGACGAUUUUGACACUACUAUUGAAAAUUUUAACUCUACUUUCUCGGAAAUAUUAGACACAGUUGCUCCUCUGCGUUUAAAGAAAAUUAAAAAUAGCAGCCCAACACCGUGGUAUAAUGAACACACUCAGACUCUAAAAAAAGCAUCCCGUAAAAUGGAGCGCAACUUUAAGAAAACGAAUUUAGAGGUAUUUCGUAUAGCAUGGAAGGAUAGUACUCGAAAUUACAGGAAUGCCAUAAAAACGUCUAGAUCCGCCUACUUUUCAACACUAAUAGAGGAAAACCAUCACAACCCUAGGUUUUUAUUUAACACCGUGGCUAAAUUAACCAAAAAUAAGUCGUCAUCGACGUCAGAUUCUGAUUAUCAGCAUAACAGUGAUGAAUUUAUGAACUACUUCACGAGUAAAAUCCAAGAUAUAAGAGAAAAAAUUAUAACAAUGCAACCUGUAGGGAAAUUCGCUGAACAAACUAACUACAGCACCCCUAAGAAGAAAUUGCAAUUAUUUUCUACAGUAGAUCACGAUGAACUGUCUAAAAUCAUUAGAUCAUCCAAAUCAACAACAUGCAUGCUAGACCCUAUACCUACAAAACUACUGAAAGAAAUGCUCCCAGAAAUUAUAGAUCCUCUUCUCAGUAUUAUUAACUCAUCUCUGACAUUAGGACAUGUGCCUAAAGCAUUUAAGGUGGCUGUUAUAAGGCCUCUUUUAAAAAAAACUCGACCCUAAAGAACUAGGGAAUUACAGGCCUAUAUCGAAUUUACGUUUUAUAUCUAAAGUUCUGGAAAAAGUAGUUUCAACUCAAUUAUGCUCCUUCCUCCAAAGGAAUGACAUUAAUGAUGAAUUCCAGUCUGGAUUUCGAGCAUGUCACAGUACAGAGACUGCUUUGAUAAGAGUUACAAAUGAUCUGCUUUUAGCAUCUGACCGUGGCUGUAUUUCGUUAUUGGUGCUGCUAGACCUCAGUGCUGCAUUUGACACCAUUGACCACAGCAUACUUCUACAUAGACUCGAAAAUUACGUCGGCAUUAACGGAAUAGCAUUGAAAUGGUUUAAGUCUUAUUUAUCCGACCAUUUUCAAUUUGUAGCAAUAAACAAUGAGGUGUCCCGCAAAUCACAAGUCCAGUACGGUGUACCACAGGGCUCAGUCUUGGGACCCCUGCUCUUCGCAUUAUACAUGCUACCUCUAGGAGAUAUAAUAAAGCGACACGGAAUUAGCUUUCACUGUUAUGCUGAUGAUACUCAACUUUAUAUUUCCUCGAUGCCUCAUGAAACCCAGCAGUUUCAUCGAAUAAAGGAUUGCAUAGUUGACUUAAAAAUGUGGAUGAGUAACAAUUUUUUACUACUAAACUCGGACAAAACAGAAGUGUUACUUACUGGACCGAAAACUGCUAUGCGUAACAACCAAGAAUACUGCUUAACGAUUGACGGAUGCUCCAUAAAAUCCUCGUCAUCAGCUAAGAAUCUUGGCGUUGUAUUCGACAGUACUCUCUCAUUUGAAAGCCAUGUCGCAAACACCUGUAAAAUUGCAUUUUUCCAUUUUAAGAAUAUAUCUAAAUUACGUCAUAUGCUGUCACUGUCAGAUGCAGAGAAAUUAAUUCAUGCAUUCAUGACAUCAAGACUAGAUUACUGUAAUGCACUUCUAGGUGGUUGCCCUGCGGGCCUAUUACAAAAACUGCAACUGGUUCAAAACGCGGCAGCUCGAGUUCUUGCUCGUACAAAAAAGUAUGAGCAUAUAACCCCGGUUCUGUCAACCUUGCACUGGUUACCUAUAAAGCAUCGCAUUAACUUUAAGAUCUUGCUUAUUACCUAUAAAGCCCUACAUGGUCUAGCGCCGCAGUAUUUGAAUGAACUUCUAUUGUAUUACAGACCUCCACGUACAUUACGCUCUAAGGGGUCCUGUCAGUUGGUAAUACCUAGAAUUUCAAAAUCAAGUGCAGGUGGUAGAUCCUUUUCUUAUCUAGCGCCUAAACUUUGGAAUAUUCUUCCCAGCACGGUCCGGGAGACAGACACACUCUGUCAGUUUAAAUCUAGACUAAAGACUCAUCUUUUUAAUCUUGCAUACACUAUACCUCCAUAAUAUUAAUCCUCAGAGGAUUUAGGCUGCAUUAUUUAGAUCAACCGGAACCAGGAACACAUCCAACAACAAAUGAUGUACUUGUUGCAUCAAAGAGUGCAGAACAGUACUCUACUCUCAGCCAGUCUUGUCUCUUUGUUCCAAGGUUACCGCAGGAUGCAGUUCAUGCCCAGACCUGAUGGCAGAGCUGAGAAUGGGAAGCGGUGACCUGACAAGUGCUAAGAGGAUAGAGCUGGAUAAAGGACGCGACAACUUUGUUUUUCCUACAACAUUUCAAAUGCUAUUAGAUUGUUAAUGAUAAUCUUUAAUCCUUAAUUUUUAUAUUUUUACUAAGCCUUGUUGUGCAAGCACUGUUGAGCUUGUGCAGAGGCAGCAGCUUUUGCCAGAGGGGAACUGGAAUCCCCUGGUUGGGCCUGGGUUCCCCUGAGGUUUUUUUUUCUCGAUGGGAGUUUUGGGUUCCUCACCACCGUUUGCAUAUUGUUUUGCACUAUCUGCCUGGCCGGGGGGCUGCUUUAGAAUUCAUACUUGUAUUAAAUGUGUCUCAUGUACAGCUGCUUUGUAACAAUGAAAAUUGUAAAAAGCGCUAUAUAAAUAAAGUUGAGUUGAGUUGAGUUAAUACAAUAAACUUUGGACUCUGAUUGAACAAGCACCUGGUGUCUGUGUCAAACUUUGUCUCCAGAUCUGCAAACUCUGUGUGUUCCGUCGACUAGACUCUUCAACCGUAGAAUAUUGUUAGACAAGGGGACGUAAGAAGUUUACAUUCUUUCAUUGACUCUGAAUCAGGCAAACGAGACGUGACCCAGUCCGAGUCUCUAACCACCGCAUAUCUACGUCACUAGAAAUAGUCCCCGCCUAUGUUUUGCUGGGACUGCCGUGAAAACUUCACUCUCCUUCCCAAACACUGUUGCUCGUUUGUGAUGAGUGUGCAUCAUGUCUAGAACCUGUGUUCUACGUUGUGAAACUAAGUCCGUCUUAUUUAAACUACCAAAGGAAGAACUUCUGAGAAAACAAUGGUUACAAUUUAUUUUUCAAACAACAACAGAGGAGUAUAACCCCAGGGUUUUACUGUGUGCAUGUCAUUUCACCAAAGAUUGCUUCAAUAAACUUGGCACAUUCACUGCAGGAUAUGUUAAACGACUAUCCUUGAAAGAGGGGUGAAUACCGACCUAAUUUGGACCUGUUGUCCACUGAAUCACAACCUGUAAGUGUGACUAUUUAUUUUUGUCUGAACUUCAAGAAAUAUUUAUGUACCUUAUGUCUUUGUUUAGCUAAUGCAUAUAACGCUAAAAUUAACAUGUACUGUUAUUUCUGGGGUAUUACAGUUUGCUUAUCUACCUAUGAAAUCGCCUUCUUUAAGUGUGUAACAUCUUCAAGGAAUGGGAAGGAGGCGGGAACCGGUCAACAUUUAACAAACUUUUUAAUAAAAUAAAUAAACCACAAAACAAAUGUAAAAUGUUGGCAGCUUCCUCAUGGUUGUCUGACGGCCACACAAACAUAAUAAACCAAAAUGUAAAACUACCACAGUUUCACGGUAUUUCUAUUACAUAUCUACAAUCUUCUUCUUAAUUAAAUUAAAAUAAUUGCAGUCUGUUAAGUGAGACUUAACCUGCAGCUCAACAAUUAAAACAUUUUCUGUAAAAAAGCAGUCAUCAACCUGCAGCUGAACAAUGUUUUGGAGACAUGCUCACUUUCUACACAUUUAUUUUUCGGUCGAAGUUAUAAUGCAGGAACCUAAGCAUGUUCACCUAGUUCAAACUAGUUAAUGUUGGGCUACUUGAUUAGCCAUGUUAUUUGCCUCAGUAGAUAGCCAAAUAGUAUAUAUUCUGACUUGACUUGUAUUUUUAAGCUGCUGGUAUCUGUUUUACAUUCUAAUCAUAUGGAGUAAAUGUCCUGACAGCUUUUUUAAACAUUAGCUCCUGUAUCAUUUUCUGCAGGGUCAGAGCAUCUGUUGAGGUGGAAAAAAAUAUUCAACUUUUCUGGAAAUAACGCUCUUUGACAGAGACCUGUCGUUUCCAUAAAACAUGUGUGGAACGUGAUUGGUCGAGAAGGUCCAAGCACAAAAUAAUUUAAUGGCGGCAGAAACGCCCAUUGGAGCAUAGUUUUCUAUACAUACUUCGUUUAAUUUCCACUUUCAACAACUUUUGAAUGCAUUUCUAGUGAACAAUUUGUAUUGUAGUUUUUAAAUAUUUGAGUUAUUGCAAAGAUGCUCUCUGUUUAUAAUUCAAAUAGACUUCCGUAACGCAGCAUAUCUGUUUAUCUGGGUGCAGUGCAGUGUAGUCCAAACAUUACACAUUUAAGUAUUGAACAGUAAAAAUUCUAGUACUAGUACUGCAUAAAUGGUAGUAAUAAUGCCACUUCAUAACUGCAACUGAGAUUGACAAUUAACAUUUAUUAAAAAGUUGAAUGCAAAGUCGAGGUUUGCCAAGAAAAAAUAGCUCCCGUCUAUCAAUUUUUAUAAAUAAUAAAAAGGUCUAAAUAAACUAGCACAGGUUUUUAUUCCUCUGUUGAAAAAAAGAAUAUGCUGGUAGUUAGGUUUUGAGGCAUGGUAGCUGGAAAAGAUGGUCAUUUGCUGGUUUAACCCAUGUAUGGUGUUCGGGUCUGUGGGACCCAUUUUUUUUUUUUAUCACAAUUAAUAAUUUUUUCAAAUUCAAACUCAUUGGCCUUGGCUAAUUUUUUAAGUAAGUGUGAGUUUUUCUGUUUCUGCCCCCGCCGUUCUCGCAAAAAACAAGGAGCACCUCCAUUCAUAAAUGUGAUCUGACAAAGGUAGAGGGCAAAUACUGUAUUAACUAUAUAUGCUGUCUAUAUUGCUUGUUAUUGGGAUGAAAUAAACAUAUUUUGAUUAUUUUAAUAUUAAGUGUUUGAUUGUGUUGAAUUAAAAACCCAAAACUGCAGGUCCACUAGAACCACCAACACUGUCUGAGCAACAAAAAUAUGAACACCACACAUUGGUUAAAGUUAUAGCUUGUAGAAGUCGGCGCUAGAGGGCACACAAUCAAAACAACAAGAAUCGCGUAGCUUGAGACACUUCGUAGAAGUGUGGAAGGAUGGGAUAUGUUGUCUUCAACUCCACCACUGAUGGUACCGCUGAUAAAUCAAUCAGACAGGAACGAGAAAUUAUGUUAGCGGAAGAGGUAAAGUAAUAAACUUUUAUAAAUGUUGCGCUUGAUGAAAUUAAAGUAAUGUUAGGUUUAAAAUAGGGAUGCACCGAAUAUUCGCCCACCGAAAAAGGCUAAACGGCCCCUAAGACUUAUCAACGAAACAAUGCGGCCGAAAUGUUGUGAAGACGCAAACAGAAACCGCGACCUGCACGUACUUGUCUGAAGCGACAAGUCUGCGGUGUGGACGUAUUUUAGUAAAUCUCGUAAAUACUCUUAUAGAGUGUUCACACCAAACGCUGUAAAUCGUGCUAUUCGCGUGCAGUUCGACGCUUGAACAUUUUGAGUUUACUCGCAUCAUUUGCGCGUCAAAUUCGCUUCAUUACAGACGCGAAUUUGCGUCAUGGGAGGGGCUUCUGCCGCGCGCUUACGGCCCUACUAGAGCAAGCUCCUGAUUGGUUAAUGCGGUGCGAAUUUUCGCCAAAGUUCAGAUUUUUCAACUCAUCGCAUCGCAAGAAGGUCAUCGCGAUCCGAGCCGCGAUGUAUGCGGAGAACCCGCGUGCAGACGGAGGAGCGCAAAGCACAGGAGAAGGAGAUCAGAGAGCAGAAAAAAGACUCGUCUCUCUGCACCAGAUGAGGGACAUGCAUCCUCGUUGUCUGUUAUGUUCAGUGAAAUCCUGCAAGAAAGUCCCUUAAAUAAUAGGUAGUCUAUUCUGUUCUGAGGCUUCUAUAUGACUAUAAGAUUGUAGCCACAUUUCUGCUAGAUAUUUUUUUAUUUGAUAACAAUGUUAAUUAUGCACUGGCCCUAUUUAAAUACACUAGCUCAAAUCUUUCUAAAAUGUCAGGCAGAUGACUAAACCGCUCAACAGCUCAUCUGUCUGAGGUCCCCAUCCCCAGAAGUGCUGUGCAUUAUU
Messenger RNA from Triplophysa dalaica, 16493 nucleotides. RefSeq lists its product as uncharacterized. The record is from RefSeq and is a predicted model, not a curated record. NCBI's taxonomy places the organism in Eukaryota, Metazoa, Chordata, Actinopteri, Cypriniformes, Nemacheilidae. The coding region runs from base 11585 to 12487 and encodes 300 amino acids. The transcript has 2 exons.